AAAAAAAGGGAUUCCACAGCGCAGAAUGCAUAGGAAAAGACGGGAUAGAAAAAUCCGUCAAAACGCCAGCUAAGGUGAAUUGCAAUAACAACACUAGAAACGUCCAUAGCCAACUAAUCUCUGGAGAGAGAGAAAAUUGAGAAAGAGAGAAGAGUUUGAAUCUCCGAAUUGGAUUUCGAUCUCGUCUCUAACAACACAUAAAAAUUCGUAGAUCGGAUCUUCGCGAGCCCGACCCGAACCGGCGACGAUGCCUUCCCGUAGAAGAACACUCCUUAAGGUCAUCAUCCUUGGCGACAGCGGGGUGGGAAAGACCUCAUUGAUGAAUCAAUAUGUAAAUAAGAAGUUCAGUAACCAAUACAAGGCUACCAUUGGAGCUGAUUUUUUGACAAAGGAGGUGCAGUUUGAAGAUCGGCUCUUCACUUUACAGAUCUGGGACACUGCUGGCCAGGAAAGAUUUCAGAGUCUUGGGGUUGCUUUCUACCGUGGUGCUGAUUGCUGCGUUCUUGUUUAUGACGUAAAUGUGAUGAAAUCUUUUGAUAAUCUAAACAACUGGAGGGAAGAAUUCCUGAUUCAGGCCAGCCCAUCAGAUCCAGAGAACUUUCCAUUUGUUGUUAUUGGAAACAAGGUUGAUGUGGAUGGUGGAAAUAGUAGAGUGUUGCUUCAUUGCAGGUAUCUGAGAAAAAGGCUCGGGCAUGGUGUGCCUCGAAAGGGAAUAUCCCAUACUUCGAGACGUCUGCCAAGGAAGGUACCAAUGUUGAAGAAGCUUUCCAGGUCAUUGCGAAGAAUGCCCUGAAGAGCGGUGAAGAAGAAGAAAUAUACUUGCCUGACACAAUUGACGUUGGAAGCAGCGGUCCGCAAAGACCUACUGGUUGUGAGUGCUAAAACAGAGUUCAGGAUUCACUCUCAUUCUUAUUCUCCUGGAAUGACAGAGAACAAUAUGGUUCUUGUUGUGCCUUUUAUUCUGAGGUUAUACAUGUAUAAAAAUGUUCCAUUGGGAGUGAAUGAUAUUCCCUGUAGUUGAACCAGGUUGCUUUGUGACUGCUUUUUUGAUUUGCUGGAGUUUCGAGAUAUUUGGCCCUUUGUUAAAAAUUUGAUGUAUAAACUAGUGUUUCUAAACAUUCUUGCUGGCAUAUCUUUUGUUCUUUCUAUUUUGAAUAAUGGCACGUUCUUUAUCGUGUCAAUUAAUACAGAUCAAGAUGCCUCAUGCACA
Messenger RNA from Olea europaea var. sylvestris, 1210 nucleotides. RefSeq names its product ras-related protein Rab7. Gene Ontology annotation, molecular function: GTPase activity; GTP binding. Gene Ontology annotation, cellular component: vacuolar membrane. The coding region runs from base 248 to 793 and encodes 181 amino acids. Lineage: Eukaryota; Viridiplantae; Streptophyta; Magnoliopsida; Lamiales; Oleaceae. The transcript has 7 exons. The record is from RefSeq and is a predicted model, not a curated record.